Messenger RNA from Arabidopsis lyrata subsp. lyrata, 1413 nucleotides. Its product is annotated as ribosome biogenesis protein BOP1 homolog. Gene Ontology annotation, biological process: maturation of LSU-rRNA from tricistronic rRNA transcript (SSU-rRNA, 5.8S rRNA, LSU-rRNA); ribosome biogenesis. Gene Ontology annotation, cellular component: preribosome, large subunit precursor; PeBoW complex. The transcript has 6 exons. Bases 449 to 1258 code for a protein of 269 amino acids. The record is from RefSeq and is a predicted model, not a curated record. Gene Ontology annotation, molecular function: protein binding; ribonucleoprotein complex binding. NCBI's taxonomy places the organism in Eukaryota, Viridiplantae, Streptophyta, Magnoliopsida, Brassicales, Brassicaceae.
AAACCUCUCGCCUCUGAAGAAGGGCAAAGCAGCUAACGAGGAUUAAAUGAGAGAGACAAAGAGAAAGAGAGUCCCUAUGAGAAGCUUGAAAGAGGAAGAAGAAGACCUGCUGCUACCAGAUUCUGAUGAUUACGACGGGGAUGUAUUCUCCUUUCCUAGCGCCUUCUCUUUUGUUUCAUUGCUUGGAGCUUUUUUUUGUUCAUCUUUCUCGGUUUUGUGUAGAGUUUGUCCGGGUCUUUGCAUUCCGAUAUUUUAGAUCCCGAGGACUGGUUCAACAGAAGACGGAGAGAGAGAAUCAUCCGAGGACGAAGUCGAUGGUUCAACUGAUGGAUCCGUCCGUAUAUGGGAAGUGGAAACUGGUAGAUGUCUUAAGAUCUGGCAAUUUGAUGAAGCUAUUAAGUGUGUGGCUUGGAAUCCUCUCUCCGGCUUAUCAAUUUUAGCCGUUGCCAUGGGACGAGAUUUGGUUAUCCUGAACACUGAACUUGACACUGAUGAGGAACAGGAAUAUAUUAAAGAGCUGCUGCACUUAGGAAACGUUACAGAACCAAAAGCAUCCGCAAUUGCAAGAUGGCUUCCAGAUGAGAAAUACGGAGGGAUCAUGAUUAGACAUUUUAAGAACGUAUCGAGUAUUGACUGGCAUCGUAAGGGAGACUAUCUGUCGACAGUCAUGGCAUCCGGCGAAACGCGAGGUGUUGUAAUUCAUCAAAUCUCGAAAAAGCUUACACAAAAGCCCUUCAAGAUCCGUGGACUUCCACUGACUGCACUUUUUCAUCCCAGCCGUUCAUACUUCUUCAUCGCGACAAGAAAGAACGUGCGUGUUUACAAUCUGUUAAAGGUAGAUGAGCCGGUCAAAAAGCUCGAGACUGGAAUGAGGGAAAUCUCAUCACUGACGAUUCAUCCUGGUGGUGAUAAUCUGAUAGUAGGAAGUAAAGAAGGGAAGAUGUGUUGGUUUGACAUGGAUCUUUCUUCAAAGCCGUACAAGACUCUCAAGAAUCAUCCUAAGGACAUCACUAAUGUGGUGUUUCACCGUUCGUAUCCGCUGUUUGCUUCGUCCUCAGAGGACUCAACAGCUUAUGUGUUCCAUGGAAAGGUGUAUGAUGAUCUGAACGAGAAUCCUCUGAUUGUGCCGUUGGAGAUUCUAAGAGGCCAUUCUACUUCUUCAAAUGGUGGAGGAGUCUUGGACUGCAAGUUUCAUCCGAGACAACCAUGGCUAUUCACUGCAGGGGCUGACUCAAAUAUCAAACUCUAUUGCCACUAAAUUUACAAACCCUCUUUUUGACAUUUGCAAAAGUUGUUUCAAAUUGUGUUUUACUUUUUUCGGUGCAAGUGGUAAUGGGUGUUUAUUUGUGUCUAGAAUCUAGAUCUCUGACUUAUUAUGAAAUAUAGCGAAUUUAUUUGUGUUUUUUUCCAAAA